Messenger RNA from Cercocebus atys (sooty mangabey), 2393 nucleotides. It is a transcript of the gene FBXL2, whose product is annotated as F-box and leucine-rich repeat protein 2. The record is from RefSeq and is a predicted model, not a curated record. Bases 92 to 1363 code for a protein of 423 amino acids. Gene Ontology annotation, molecular function: protein binding. The transcript is spliced from 15 exons. Gene Ontology annotation, biological process: SCF-dependent proteasomal ubiquitin-dependent protein catabolic process. Gene Ontology annotation, cellular component: SCF ubiquitin ligase complex. NCBI's taxonomy places the organism in Eukaryota, Metazoa, Chordata, Mammalia, Primates, Cercopithecidae.
GGGCGGGGCGCCUGGCUGGCGUCACCAGGACAACGGGCGUCGCCGGCGCCGUGUGACUUCGAGCUGUGGGCUCGCUCGCGGCUCUUCGGCCAUGGUUUUCUCAAACAAUGAUGAAGGCCUUAUUAACAAAAAGUUACCCAAAGAACUUCUGUUAAGAAUAUUUUCCUUCUUGGAUAUAGUAACUUUGUGCCGAUGUGCACAGAUUUCCAAGGCUUGGAACAUCUUAGCCCUGGAUGGAAGCAACUGGCAAAGAAUAGAUCUUUUUAACUUCCAAACAGAUGUAGAGGGUCGAGUGGUGGAAAAUAUCUCGAAGCGAUGCGGUGGAUUCCUGAGGAAGCUCAGCUUGCGAGGCUGCAUUGGUGUUGGGGACUCCUCCUUGAAGACCUUUGCACAGAACUGCCGAAACAUUGAACAUUUAAACCUCAAUGGAUGCACAAAAAUCACUGACAGCACGUGUUAUAGCCUUAGCAGAUUCUGUUCCAAGCUGAAACAUCUGGAUCUGACCUCCUGUGUGUCUGUUACAAACAGCUCCUUGAAGGGGAUCAGUGAGGGCUGCCGAAACCUGGAGUACCUGAACCUCUCUUGGUGUGAUCAGAUCACGAAGGAUGGCAUCGAGGCACUGGUGCGGGGUUGUCGAGGCCUGAAAGCCCUGCUCCUGAGGGGCUGCACACAGUUAGAAGAUGAAGCUCUGAAACACAUUCAGAAUUACUGCCAUGAGCUUGUGAGCCUCAACUUGCAGUCCUGCUCACGCAUUACUGAUGAAGGUGUGGUGCAGAUAUGCAGGGGCUGUCACCGGCUGCAGGCUCUCUGCCUUUCGGGUUGCAGCAACCUCACAGAUGCCUCUCUCACAGCGCUGGGUUUGAACUGUCCACGACUGCAAAUUUUGGAGGCUGCCCGAUGCUCCCAUUUGACGGACGCAGGUUUUACACUUUUAGCUCGGAAUUGCCACGAAUUGGAGAAGAUGGAUCUUGAAGAAUGCAUCCUGAUAACCGACAGCACACUCAUCCAGCUCUCCAUUCACUGUCCUAAACUGCAAGCCCUGAGCCUGUCCCACUGUGAACUCAUCACAGAUGAUGGGAUCCUGCACCUGAGCAACAGCACCUGUGGCCAUGAGAGGCUGCGGGUACUGGAGUUGGACAACUGCCUCCUCAUCACUGAUGUGGCCCUGGAACACCUAGAGAACUGCCGAGGCCUGGAGCGCCUUGAGCUGUACGAUUGCCAGCAGGUUACCCGUGCAGGCAUCAAGCGGAUGCGGGCUCAGCUCCCUCAUGUCAAAGUCCACGCCUACUUUGCUCCCGUCACCCCACCGACAGCAGUGGCAGGAAGCGGCCAGCGACUGUGCAGGUGCUGUGUCAUUCUCUGACAGCAGCUGCCUGGGCCCAAGGGUUGAUGAGGCGUCCCUUCCUCUAGAAGACCUGAGUCUUCCUGACCUACUCCACCAUCACCCAAUCUGUUGAUUCUCCAUUGGGAAAGGCAUUUACAGGUAAAAGACUUCUGUAUGGAUUGCAGUAACUCUGGUGAGAGUUUUCACCUUUAUUCUGCUGUGAAACAAUCGAAUCAAAGCCUUGUGUCAGUUCACACAGGACAAGUGGUUUCAAUGCAGCUAGGACCAUGCCAGAAACCUGGAUCUCUUAAGAGAUUGGUACCUACCUAGGUACAAAAGUUCUACCCUUGGCAUUAUCAGCACUCCUCAAAAAGACCAUCAGUGUUAGCACAAACUGAGCAGAAAAACUAGGCUGUUGAUUUUCUACCUGAUAUUUAAGCCAGUGGCCUACUUUAAUUCACAACAAUUCCAUUUUGAUUAGCAGGACUUUUCCACUUUGAAGAUAAAAUAGCAACUUUGUCAAAGUGACUGUACUGCAAAUUCAUAAUGCCUGAUAGUUUUAUAUGUAGAGACUUAUGUGGAAGGCAUGUUAAUAGGUUUCCAUGAGACACCAAAGAAAAGAGGACUCUAUACUGGGUGGAGCAGGGUCUUCACCUUUUUGUUUCUGUCAACUUGUCAUACACACCUCCAGGGACCAAAAACAAAAGCAGCUCAGAGAGUCUGUGCCUGCCUGAUUGGGAAGUAGAAGCUCUGGUGUAUGCUACAGCACAUAAUGCAUUUUUAUUAAAGGAAAAAAGCUAAUUAUGUCCAUGCCUCUCAUAAAACUGGGGGGAACCUUAAAGAAAAAGAACUAAGGCUUAAGUUAUCUGUAGUAUAAUCAAUUAAAAGUAAUGAAUGGAUGCAUGUAAAAUGGAUGUGAUUUUUUUUUUCAAGCUUAUUUUGCAAUCUUAGAAAUCAGGUUACACCAUAGCUACUCAAAAGUUUUACAGACUUAAAACUCAGAUCAGUAAGUGUUGGUACCUUUUAGACUCAUAAAAUUGAAUAAACCAUUGCAAUGCUUUAAAAAAAA